Molecule: messenger RNA, 2093 nt
Organism: Xenopus tropicalis (tropical clawed frog)
Lineage: Eukaryota; Metazoa; Chordata; Amphibia; Anura; Pipidae
Gene: sepsecs
Product: Sep (O-phosphoserine) tRNA:Sec (selenocysteine) tRNA synthase
Biological process (GO): selenocysteine incorporation; conversion of seryl-tRNAsec to selenocys-tRNAsec
Cellular component (GO): cytoplasm; cytosol
Molecular function (GO): transferase activity; O-phosphoseryl-tRNA(Sec) selenium transferase activity
Source: RefSeq, marked provisional
CGCAAUGUCCAUGCUCUCUUUCUGAUCUACGCUGUGUCCAUUGCCACCUUUACUCACUUCAUUGCCCAGAAUGGAACACGAGAGUUUUAAAGCCAGUGAGCGACUUGUCACUCCGGCAUAUAUACGGCAGGGCAGAGAGGCCAGGCGAAUGCAUGAACAGCUUGUGCGGCAGCUAGUGGAACAGGGUAAGUGUCCCAAAGAGCCAUGGGAUGAGAGCACAAUUGAAAUCUUCCUCAAUGAACUUGCAGUCAUGGACAGCAACAAUUUUCUUGGCAACUGUGGUGUUGGAGAGAGAGAAGGGAGAGUUGCCUCUGGAAUGGUUUCCCGUCGACAUUAUCGGCUGAUCCACGGGAUUGGACGGUCAGGAGAUAUUUCAGCCAUCCAGCCAAAGGCUGCGGGCUCGAGUGUUCUAAAUAAGCUCACAAACUCGAUGGUGCUGGAUAUAAUAAGAUUAGCCGGCGUGCGAACAGCAAGCAGUUGUUUUGUUGUACCCAUGGCAACUGGGAUGAGUUUAACCCUUUGCUUCCUUACUCUCCGGCACAAGAGACCAAAGGCAAAAUAUAUAAUCUGGCCGAGAAUAGAUCAGAAAUCCUGCUUCAAAUCUAUGAUCACGGCAGGUUUCGAACCUGUGGUGAUAGAGAAUGUGCUGGAAGGAGAUGAACUGCGUACAGACCUUGAUGCUGUAGAAGCCAAAAUCACAGAACUUGGAGCAGAAAAUAUCCUGUGUGUACACUCUACUACUUCCUGCUUUGCUCCCCGGGUACCCGACAGGGUGGAAGAAUUGGCAGUAAUCUGCAAAAAGUAUGAAAUCCCACACGUUGUGAACAAUGCUUAUGGUGUUCAGUCUUCAAAAUGUAUGCAUCUUAUCCAGCAGGGUGCCCGUGUUGGUAGAAUCGAUGCUUUUGUGCAGAGUUUGGACAAGAAUUUUAUGGUUCCAGUAGGUGGAGCUGUUAUCGCUGGUUUCAGUGAUUCAUUUGUGCAAGAAAUUAGCAAAAUGUACCCAGGAAGAGCAUCUGCCUCUCCAUCAUUGGACGUCCUCAUAACACUGCUGUCACUUGGCGCAAGUGGAUAUAAUAAGCUCUUGAAAGAAAGAAAGGAAAUGUUUGUGUACCUAUCCAGUGAACUAAAGAAACUGGCCAAAGAGCUCAAUGAGAGGCUGCUGGAAACCCCGCACAACCCUAUCUCAUUGGCACUCUCACUAACCUCUCUCAGUGAGCAGAGCGGCAGUGCUGUCACACAAUUGGGCUCAAUGCUAUUUACAAGACAAGUAUCAGGAGCCAGGGUUGUGCCUCUUGGGACUUCGCAGACAAUUAAUGGAUAUGUUUUUAAGGGUUUUAUGUCUCACAGCAAUAACUAUCCUUGCGCUUACCUGAAUGCAGCAUCUGCCAUCGGUAUUAAAAAGCAAGAUGUUGACAUGUUCAUCAAAAGGCUUGACAAGUGCCUGAGGCUCUGUAAGAAAGAGAAGCAUUUAGCCAAGGAUGAACCUAGAUGCGCUCAACAAACCACAGAAGAUGAUGUUGCUGAAUUAGCGCAAGGCCUUGGAGACGUUUUACAAGGGGAGACCGCCUCUGAACUGCUAUUGAGUGGAUAAAUGGCGCACAUUUAGUUCUGGAUUUCAAAGAAACUGCAAUGCAGUUAAUUAGUUACAAAUAUAAUCAAAGCGUAAUACAGAGAGGAUAAUUAAUAUUUCAUACAAUUUUAUGUAUGCUUAAAAUUGCACUAAAUAUAUGAAAAAGAUUUCAUUGUAGAAUCCAAAGUUGGCAACAUUUUGUGCUCACUUUGUUUCAUACACUUUGUUGUACAUUUUCCUUUAUCUGCACAUCAAACAGAGCAGCCAUAUCAGUCAGUUACUGUAAAGUUGUGGUUUCCAUUGCCUUUAAACUCUGGGACUAAUACGCUGUAGAAGAUUUGCUGGAUUGAAGUCAGUCAGAUCAGAAGGGAAAUCAAGCGUCCGUGUGCGCCGUAUGUAAUACUCCUGCCUGAUGGAACCAUGUUUGGUUUCAGUACAAUAGUUUCAGACAGACUGAAGUGCCUUUCAUUUUCCUUUUCUCAUUGUUCUACUUUGGUGUUCAUGUCACAAUAAAUAUAUCUAA